Aspergillus japonicus CBS 114.51 is the source of this 1137-nucleotide messenger RNA. RefSeq lists its product as uncharacterized. Bases 139 to 645 code for a protein of 168 amino acids. The record is from RefSeq and is a predicted model, not a curated record. Lineage: Eukaryota; Fungi; Ascomycota; Eurotiomycetes; Eurotiales; Aspergillaceae. Gene Ontology annotation, biological process: endosome organization. The transcript is spliced from 2 exons. Gene Ontology annotation, cellular component: BLOC-1 complex.
UACGCUCCUUCGCGGUCUUUUCCCUUACCUACUCCGGUUCUCAUCAUGAACUGCGGUCCGUUCUACAUUCACACUACGAGAUCAACUGGCGCUUCCUAAAACAUUGUCGCGGUAGGAGCAUGUCUCUGCCGGGACCAAAUGUCCGUAUCAGCAUCGAUUCCCGACACUUCGCUUGGCCUUACCUCCUCCGAGAUCCAGAUCCUAAGACAGCAACAACAAAUUGCACUUCAAGGCAGCCAUGGCGCCAAUGGUAUUUCCAGAGGCAGGGGAACCGGACGCACCAGCAAUUCCAGUUCGCGCGCCGCCAGUGCCGCCAGCAGUCAGGGCCGUUUGCUUCUGGACCCUCUAAGUUUACGAGCGCUUUCGCAGCAGUUGGAUGCCCUACAGCAACAAAUUCGGAGUCGCAUUGACUAUCUCGAGGAACAAAUGCAGCUAUCGAUUCAAAACAGCUACGAUCGUGCUGGAAAUGUUGUACGCAAUGCCGAUGCUGAAAUCGCCCGCACACGUUCCAUUCUAGCCUCCAUAGAUGAGCUGGAUACCGAGCUUGCCAAGAUCGGUCACAUACGAGAAAUUGUGAAAGCAUACCGUGGCCGCAUAGAAGGUCUUGACCAACGCCUGGACCAAGCUGCCCGUCGGAGGCAUUGAGACACGCCAACCUACCCUAUUCGCUUCAAUUAGUACCGUCUUCUUCCACAACCUGGUCUAUUCAUCACCGCGUUUCGCCUAUGGCGCCCAUUUGUCAUCAUUCCCUUCGUCAACUCUAUUUCCUUUCCAUGCGGCCGCGGGACAGUCAUUUUUCCACCAUGCUCCCUCCUCUAAUCCUUUGCGCUUCAAUAUUCACGGGAUAAAUCCUUCAGUUGCCGCAAACAUCCUGGGCAAUCUUGCCAAGAAGCCUCUCGAACAUGAAGAAGCUCAAAUGAAAGCCCGGAAACAGUGGCAUCUGAACUCUUUACUGCCCACCUUCGAGCACCGCCACAAAAAAACUGCAAAUCAUAAAGCGAUAUUGUCCUCACGGACUCAAUGACAUGACUUUACAACUCUGCACGAUUAGCACAGCGUUCUAUAUGCUUACUUUGAUUCCAAUCAUGGUUGAACCAUGAGUCUAUGGGAGGAAUUUGUUUCUCUUUUGGUUACGUA